Molecule: messenger RNA, 597 nt
Organism: Myiozetetes cayanensis
Lineage: Eukaryota; Metazoa; Chordata; Aves; Passeriformes; Tyrannidae
Gene: ENY2
Product: ENY2 transcription and export complex 2 subunit
Exons: 5
Coding region: 126-416 (96 amino acids)
Biological process (GO): positive regulation of DNA-templated transcription; poly(A)+ mRNA export from nucleus; regulation of transcription by RNA polymerase II
Cellular component (GO): SAGA complex; DUBm complex; nuclear pore
Molecular function (GO): transcription coactivator activity; chromatin binding
Source: RefSeq, a predicted model, not a curated record
UUUCCCGGCGGUGCCCGCGCGGCAGGGGCGGGUGGCCCGCUGUGUGUGUGACCCGCCCGCUCCGCCUCCUGCGGCCCCGGAGCGGCGGCGCUGCGGAGGGUUUGUGGAAAACCCAGAUUUCCAAAAUGAAUAAAGAUGCCCAGAUGAGAGCAACCAUUAACCAAAAGCUGAUAGAAACCGGAGAGCGGGAACGCCUUAAAGAGUUGCUGAGAGCCAAAUUAAUUGAAUGCGGCUGGAAGGAUCAGUUGAAGGCACAUUGCAAAGAUGUCAUUAAAGAGAAAGGAUUAGAGCAUGUUACUGUUGAUGAUUUGGUGGCAGAAAUCACUCCCAAAGGCAGAGCCUUGGUACCAGACAGUGUAAAGAAAGAGCUCUUGCAAAGAAUAAGAACCUUCCUUGCUCAGCAUGCCAGUCUUUAACUUCGACAUUCAUCUGGGUUACAGUGUUUCUGUUUCUGUAUUGCGUCAGUCACGUCAGGAUUGGAAUGCAGUUUACAUACUUAAGGAUGGAAAAUUUUUGUAUGACAAACUGAAAUUUCUUUGCACUGCAUUGAUUUCUUAAACUUGGUGUUAUUUUAAUAAAAAAUUUUGUGGAUUUACA